This is a messenger RNA of Plasmodium reichenowi, 3420 nucleotides long. RefSeq names its product DNA helicase, putative. NCBI's taxonomy places the organism in Eukaryota, Apicomplexa, Aconoidasida, Haemosporida, Plasmodiidae. The transcript has a single exon. The record is from RefSeq and is a predicted model, not a curated record. Gene Ontology annotation, molecular function: ATP binding; DNA binding; ATP-dependent chromatin remodeler activity. Gene Ontology annotation, cellular component: nucleus. The annotation marks the transcript as partial.
AUGGAUGUGUUUGAAUUUGUGGACCCCUUAAGGAAAAGAAAAAUAAAUAACAACAUUUUGGAUUUUAACAAGUAUGUAUAUAAAGAUAAAAUGGAGGUGGGUGAAGAGGAGAUAGAACAUGACGAAGAAAAAACAAAAGAUGAUGAAAUAAUAAAUAUGAAGAAGAAAAAAAAGAAAAAAAAAAAGAAAAAGUUAAGACGUUUAUUAGAUACUUCUAGUAGUGAUGAUGAUAAGAAUGAAUAUGAAGAAAUAUCAUCUAAAAAAAUUAAAAUUAGAAAAUUAAAUUCUGAUAAUGAGGAUAAUAAAUUAAAAAAUAAUAAUAAUGAGAAAAAGAAGAAAGAAAAAGUGGAAGAAGAAAAACAAAGUAAUGAUAUAGAAAUUCUAGAUUCUUAUGAUGAUGAUGAUGAUGAAAAUCAAAAAGCAGAAUAUGAAUAUAAUUUAAAUACUUUAUAUCAAUGUUUGUAUAUAUCUAUACAAAUUAAAAAUAGAAUUAUUGAUCAUUUCACAUUAGAAAAUAAAGAUAAAAAAGAAGAAUUAAUAAAAGAAUUUGUUAAAGGUUCUUUUAGAGUUAGUAAUUUUCAAGCAAACUAUGAAGAUUUCGAAAAAUAUGUAGACACUUUUCAUAAACUAAAGUGUUAUCAAAAAUGUGGUGUAUUAUGGUUAUAUGUUUUAUAUAAACAAAAUAAAAAUGGUAUAUUAGCUGAUGAAAUGGGACUUGGGAAAACAGCACAGACAUGUGUUUUUCUAGACUAUAUGUAUAAAACAGGAACUAUUAAAAAUAAAACAAUUAUUGUUGCACCUACAAGUUUAUUAAAAAACUGGGAUAAUGAAAUUAAUAUGUGGUGUCCAUAUUUAAGAAAUCAUAAAAUUAUAUAUUAUGGUAGUCAGUCUGAAAGAAGAUAUUUAGCGUAUGACAUAUUUAGUAGCAAGGGGAACAAGAAUAAUAAAUACUUUGUGACUAUGAAUAAUGGUGAUGAAGAUGACGGUGUUAAUAAUAAUAAUAAUAAUAAUAAUAAUGAUGAUGAUGAUGGGCAUAAUAAUAUCCAUUUAAUCAUUACUAGCGUCAAUAUGCUCAUGGGAAAGAAUGACGUUUCAUACUUUCGACAAAUUAAAAAAUACGAUUAUCUCAUUUUUGAUGAAGCACAUUUUUUAAAAAAUAAAAACUCACUUAUAUAUAAAAAGUUACAAAAAAAAAUUGUCUUUAAUAAUAAAAUAUUAUUAACAGGUUCUCCCAUACAAAAUAAAACACAAGAAUUAACCAACUUACUUUUAUUUUUAAUGCCUCAUAUAUUUACGGAGACAAAUAUAAAUAAUGCAAUGCAAGCUUUUAUAGCCAUGUACGAAGAAGAGGUACAGGCAAGAAAUAAAAAAAAAAAAAUGGAUGAAGGGACGACACCAAAAUUGAAAACCUUCGUUGAGGAAAUUAUGAAAAAAAAUGAAACACAAAAUAAUAAUAAUAAUAAUAAUAAUAAUAAUAAUAAUAAUAGUAAUAGUAAUAAUAAUAGUAGUAGUAGUAGUAAUAAUAUUAUUGUGGAUAAAUGUUCAGAUGUGUGUCACAAAUUAACAGACGAUAAUAACAGUAUGAAUAAUAAUCGCAAUAUUUAUGAUAUAAAGUGUGACGAAGAAGUAAGGGAUGGUAAUAUAAAAGAUGGUAAUAUAAAAGAUGAUAAUGAAAAAGAUAAUAGUGUUAUUGUUUCGGAUACCAAUAAAAAUAUUAUUAAGAAUUAUUUAAUACAAACCAUUAGAGAUGAUUUAAAGCAACAUGUAGAAUUAAAAAAUAAAGAAAUUAUAUUAUUACAACUUAUAAUUGAACCAUAUAUAUUAAGAAGGUCAAAAAAACAUGUCUUUAUAGAUAUGCCCAAAAAACAUAGUCUUAUUAUUAAGUUACCAUUAAAUAAUACACAGCUGAAUUUAUAUAAAGAUGAAAUUUUUUCAAAAAUGCAGAAGACCUUUAAGCAUCUUGAAUUUCUAGAAACGCAUUCAAGCAAAAAGGAAUUACAAAAAAUAUAUUCCAUAUUAAAUAAAAAAGAAAUUAAAAAUGAGAAAAAUAAUACUAGGGUAGAAAAGAAGGAAAUCCAACAAAAUGAAGAUAAAGAAAAGUAUCAGAAUGGUCACUGUAAUAAUAAUACAAAUGAUAUGGAAUUUGCUGAUCAUAAUGUAGAUGGUGAUAAUAUAGGUGAUGAUGAUGAUGAUGAUGAUAGAGAAAUGGAUGAAGAAACUAUUAACAUUGAAAAGACAGAUGUAGAGAAUAAGAAUAGUAAUAUUGUUAUUCACAAAAGAGAUGAUGAUAGUAAUGAUAUGGAUGAAGAUAAUAUAAAGGAUGAUAAUAAUAGUAAUAGUCAUAAUAAUAACAAUAUGUGUGAGGACAGUACUAGUCCUAUUAAAGAUGUUACAGUUAAUAAAUCAAAAAAGAAUCUAGAAAAUAAUAAAAACAAUAAAGAGGUGAGAGGUAAAAUGAUUAACGCUUCAAUAUUUAUACUUAGAAGAAUAUGUAACCAUCCAUUAUUACAUAAAUAUUAUUAUACUGUUGAAGAUAUUAAAAAAAUCUCGAAAUAUUUUUAUUAUAAUACUGAUCAAUAUGUAGAUUUAGAUUUAAAAACUGUUGAAAAUGAAUUUAUGAAAAUAUCAGAUUUUGAUAUACAUUUAUCAAUCAAACAUUUAAUAUCUCAAGGUGAUAAUAAAUUAAAUAAAUAUUUAAUAACAAAAGAACAUAUUUUGAAUAGUAGUAAAAUUAAUCAUAUGUUAUCUCUUAUUAAAGAUAUAAGGAAGAAAAAAGAAAAGGUAUUAAUUUUUUCACAAUUUACUACUUUUCUUGAUAUUAUAGAGGAGGCCCUAUUAUAUGAAUUUAUAUAUGAUGAUAGUGAUUAUAUGGAUCAUAUACAAACUAUUAAAAGUUCACAAAGCAUAAAUAAAAAUGACACCAUCUGUAAGGAAGAAAAUAAUAUAAAUGUAAAUGUGCCUAUAAAAGGAGAACAAAAUUAUCAUGAUUUAUGUAAAGAAACAAAACGUCAUGAUGAUAACAAUAAUAAUAAUAAUAAUAAUAUUAAUGAUGGGGAUGAAAAUAAAUUUUGUUUUAAAGAAAAUAUAAGAAAACCCAAUGAUAUAUUUAAUGAAGAUAUGGAAAAUUCAGAAAGAACUAAAGAUACAAAUUGUGAAUAUAAUAAAAAGAAAAAAGAUCAAGAUGAUGAAGAAAUAUGUCUUACUUCAUCGACUCUUUCUACUUCAUCUGUCGGUACACAAAAUGACGCAGGUCAUCAAAUUUAUGUAAGAUUAGAUGGAUCAACAAACACUAUUGAAAGACAGAAAAUCAUAAAACGUUUUUCAAAAGAUGAAAAUAUAUUUGUUUUUCUUUUGUCAACAAAAGCGGGAGGAGUAGGUCUCAAUUUAAUAGCGGCAAAUCAUGUCAUAUUAAUGGACCAG